GAGAGCGUGAGUUGGAGAGGUAGAGGGGGGUGGGGAUGGAAGGACCUGGAUGGGGCCGAGGUAUUCUCUCCCAGUGGAUGCUACCUGUCCUCUACAUGGCUUUUGUCCUCCGUUUUUCAGUCUCUCCUUGUACCCGGGAGCCGGAUCCGGCGCACGGACCUGCAGCAGCACUCAGCCGGGGAUGAAUCAGCCCCGACAAAGAGCCUUUGAGAUGGCAGUGUGCGCUUGUGCCUGGAGGGAGAAACGCAUCAGGCUUUCCCAGGCAAGCGGCAGCCUGCAGUGCUGGCUGGCUUGAGAGCCAGUCCUCUCAUGUCUUCGUGUGGGUGCAUGUGUGUGCGCGCAUGAGUGGUGUCACGAGCAGUGUAUGUGCUCACUCUUGCUUUCAACCCUUCCUGGAGGAGAGUGGCUCUCCUCGUCACUGGACAGCAAGGGAUUUUGUUGACACCGGCACGCUGCCUCCCUUGUGGACGUGAGAAUGUUUCGCAAGAAGAAAAAGAAGAGACCCGAGAUAUCUGCCCCCAAGAACUUUGAACACCGUGUCCACACCUCAUUUGAUGCCAAGCGUGGCUGCUUUAUCGGUCUUCCCACACAAUGGCACAGCCUGAUCGAGAACCUGCGCAGACCCAGGCCCAUGGUGGACCCUUCCAGGAUUACAGAAGUGGAGCUGAGGCCCAGGAAGACCAUUGUGCGUGGGAGCAUGAUCGGUCAUGGAGACUACAUCACAGCCAUGAUCAACGAUAUGAGCCGUCUGUCUGUGACCAGCUCCAAUUCUUUGCGGAAGAGCAGCCCCUCAGCGAGGAAAAGGGCCCAGUCCUUGGGAAGACUGGGAGAGGUGAACGAGGGAGACGCUUACCAAUACGAAGGCCUGAUUCAAGAUGAUGAAGAUGAAGAGGACGCGGGUCAUUGGAGGGACAAAGCGAGAAACAUCCACAGUGAAUCCAACACUCCCUACUUAGGAAUGAAGAAGAGCGUCACUUUGCAGCCAAAUGGGAUUUUACCAAAAGCCACAUCCACUUAUGAGGUUGGUGGUGGCCCACUGGAGGGAUCCUCUCAAGCAGGCCAGGACCAGAACAUUGCGAUGGCGAGUCAUGGCUCUUACGUGGGCAGCCCUCAGGAAAGAGUCAUAUGGAAGAGAGACUUUCAGCUGCCCAGGGGAAUGCCACCCAAUCAAAUACCAGUUGCAUGUUUUUAUAGCCCGGCUAUGAGCCUGCAGCAGCAGCACCACCACCAAGACGUCCCCACGGAUCUCCGGCCCAGUGUACCGAUGUACAUGCAGUCCCAGAACAGCCCGGGGAGGCCUUUCUCUUCCUAUGACCUGAAAACAGAUUCAGCGGUGAGGUGCCACUCUGGCUUCCUGCCCACCGGCACCAGCAGUCCUCUAGUGAGCAGCAUCAGACCUCAGCGGACCGUGCGAUCCUCAGCGAGCUAUACUUUAGGACUGUCCCCCAAUAUGGGACUACGGCCCAAUGGACCAGACCCUUUUCUUAGGCACUCUGGCUGCCCUAAUCCUCCUUACCCCCGACAGGACAGCCCAUCCCAACCUCGACCCUCCCCUACAGGCUCUCUCGCCACCAGUCCCCCCGGUACAUGCUCACCCGCCUUCCGACUCCCUCACCCUUCGCCUCGACCGCCGCCAGACCCACCGAAGGUGACCCAUGAACAAUUUAAAGCCGCCCUGCAGAUGGUGGUGGAUAAAGGGGAUCCGAGGUCUUACCUGGAAAACUUUGUGAAGAUUGGAGAGGGUUCAACUGGAGUGGUUUGCAUUGCCGCAGAGAAGCACAGUGGUCGGCAGGUGGCGGUGAAGAUGAUGGACCUGCGAAGGCAGCAGAGGAGGGAGUUGCUCUUCAACGAGGUGGUGAUCAUGAGGGACUAUCAGCACAGAAAUGUCGUGGAGAUGUAUAAAUCUGCACUUGUGGAGGAAGAACUGUGGGUGAUUAUGGAGUAUCUGCAAGGUGGAGCACUUACCAAUAUUGUGUCUGAAACCAGGCUGAAUGAAGAGCAGAUUGCCACAGUGUGUGAAGCAGUUUUGCAAGCCCUGGCCUACCUCCACUCGCAGGGAGUGAUUCACAGAGACAUCAAGAGUGACUCAAUACUACUCACAUUAGAUGGAAGAGUCAAACUCUCCGACUUUGGCUUCUGUGCUCAGAUCAGUAAGGACAUCCCCAAGAGGAAGUCUCUAGUGGGGACUCCUUAUUGGAUGGCUCCAGAAGUAAUUUCCAAAUCGCCAUAUGGCACUGAGGUGGAUGUGUGGUCCAUGGGUGUCAUGGUGGUGGAGAUGGUGGAUGGAGAGCCACCGUAUUUCAGUGAAACCCCCGUGGCAGCUAUGAAGAGACUGAGAGAUGAGCCUGCUCCGACUGUGCGAAAUGUCAGCCAGGUGUCCCCAGUUCUUAAGGACUUUCUGGACCGUAUGCUGACUCGGGACCCCCUCGAGCGGGCCAGUGCCACUGACCUGCUGGAGCACCCCUUCCUGCUGCAGAGCGGCUCACCUCAGUGCCUGGUCCCCCUAGUGGAACAGUACCGCAAGCGCAUGUCCCGCUGCUGACCCCGAGGCGUUCCCGGUUUCCCAACCCCCACUUAAAGUCCAACCGUGAUGAUCAAGCGUAGUUUCUUCGAUUCCUCACGCACCAACGGGCUACAUCGACGCAGCCCAAUGUCGCCACGUGAGCGACAAUGUCGAAGUUGGGUCGUAAGACACCGCAUGGUCUUUUGGGGCAUGUGAGAAGCACUUUAGGAGUGAAUUCAAGGCAGCAUGCAAUCACUCAACUCAGUCAAAAACACUGAUUGGUUUCUUGUGAUAGUCUGUGGGCUUCGACACAUGCAAGAUGGUGCUCAUAUCAGAACAAUAUGUCAUACACUACUGCAAAAGAUAAACUCUAUUUUUAUAACGGCCAUCAAGUAGGAGCGGUUGUCCAACUGGUUUACCUCUGCACAGUCGUGAUUCGAAUCUUAGCUGACAGUGACGAGAGACUCUUUGCAUGGCCAAACGGAGGCACACCUGGCCUGAAGUGAAUGCUUGAAUAUGUACCAAACGAGAACGUGAAAGAGCAUCCUCUGUUAUUAGCAUAACAAGUGGUUAGAUGAAAGCCAUGCUGCUAUUGUGGGCUCACUGGAAAAUCUCCUCUUUUCCACACGUGUUCUUAAUUUCCAACAGGUGGGUUGUUUGUAUGAUAUGAAGUUAGGUUUCUAUUGCUACUUAUGGACCUCAAUAUAAGCAGAUAAUAGUCAUAAAAUUCCGGUAGGUCCUUACGACUGCAAAAUAUGUUAAAGUCAUUCAAGUUUCUUUACAGAAAUGCGAGCGUGUAGCUAUCGGUGUGUGCAUGUGUGUUUGCGAGCACAUGGAUGUACGGGUGAGGGCAUCUCAGCGAACAAAUAAGCCCAUUUGUACCGUUACAGACAUUUUUUUAGGGAAACAGUUGAAAUCUAACUUGUGUUUUGAUCCUCAAGAUGUUUGAUUUUUCUAGUAGAAGCACACACACGCUUGGCAUGUGAUGCUGCGAGACGCCCACCUGCUGAGACACACUUUGCACAUACACUCGUCUUUGACUCCUGUACUUCUAUGUGUGCCGAUCAUUGAUGAAAAAGAAUGACACUUGAUUUUCGUUUUUGUACAAACCAAAUAAAUGACGCAUAUGGAA
This is a messenger RNA of Syngnathus acus (greater pipefish), 3635 nucleotides long. Its product is annotated as serine/threonine-protein kinase PAK 6. Gene Ontology annotation, cellular component: cytoplasm. The coding region runs from base 476 to 2542 and encodes 688 amino acids. The record is from RefSeq and is a predicted model, not a curated record. Gene Ontology annotation, biological process: protein phosphorylation; regulation of MAPK cascade; intracellular signal transduction. Lineage: Eukaryota; Metazoa; Chordata; Actinopteri; Syngnathiformes; Syngnathidae. The transcript has 9 exons. Gene Ontology annotation, molecular function: ATP binding; protein serine/threonine kinase activity.